Molecule: messenger RNA, 3364 nt
Organism: Anopheles coustani
Lineage: Eukaryota; Metazoa; Arthropoda; Insecta; Diptera; Culicidae
Gene: l(2)dtl
Product: protein lethal(2)denticleless
Exons: 2
Coding region: 137-2584 (815 amino acids)
Biological process (GO): mitotic G2 DNA damage checkpoint signaling; proteasome-mediated ubiquitin-dependent protein catabolic process
Cellular component (GO): nucleus
Molecular function (GO): protein binding; protein-macromolecule adaptor activity
Source: RefSeq, a predicted model, not a curated record
CUUUUCUUUUGCGCGCGAUAUGUUUCCGAUAACAGGAAAGCGAGCGGGAAAUCUGAUUUGCCGAAUCUGUCUGACCAAACGCAGCUCAUUGCAAGUGUGAAUGGAGUGCAGCAUCUUUGCGUCCACUUGACUCAAUAUGAAUACAGUGCUAAAUCUUUUCCGCCGCGAAGCCGGAAACGGUUUCUGCCAACAGUACGAUGCCUCAUUGAUGCGACUACAAGUCCACGAGCGGGACAGUUGGAAGGGUAUCACACCGUCAACGUUUAAUGCGGACUACAAUCCAUCGCCACCGAUACUGGCGGCAAAGUUUGCCAAAUGUGCCGCCCAGGAACACAUACUGGCGAUCGCAAACGAGGAUGGCAAGAUCGCCGUGCAGGACACGAAUCUGGUUAACGAGGAACCGGGCGGUGAGCGGGCGCUUGAGGGUCACCAGUGUCACUACAACGCCGUGUUCGACAUCGAGUGGAUGCCGGGUGAGAUGAAGCUGGUGUCGGCUUCCGGAGAUCAUACGGCUCAGCUUUGGUCGCUGACGGAGUCCGAGAUGGUCAGCACGCAGUCGUUCCGUGGUCAUUCGCGCUCGGUUAAAACGGUCGCGUUUCGCAGGGACGAUCCCGCGGUGUUUGCGACGGGUGGAAGGGACGGUGCGAUCAUUAUCUGGGAUGUUCGGGCGCAGCUUGGUGCGAAUAUGCUUCCACGUGCAGACAACUGCAUCUACAGUGGACACGCAGGAGGACCCGGAACACCUGCUUCGCAUCGGAAGCGAACACGACAGACACCGAAAAUUCCGGCGCAAGGCUGUAGCAGCAGCAUUACCGGGUUGGUGUUUCAGGAUGACAAUACGUUGAUCUCUUGUGGCGCCGGUGAUGGCGUGGUGAAGGUUUGGGACACACGGCGUCAUUACACCAGCCACCAACGGGAUCCACUCCCGAAGCAUAGCUUUUCCUAUGCCGGCACCACCGCACUGAAGGGUUUCACAAACUUGACCAUAGACGAGCGGCGCCAUCGGCUGUACGUGAACUGUAUGGACAAUUACAUCUACUGCUACAACAUAUCCACGUACGACGGAAAUCCAUUACAACGCUACGGUGGCUUUAAAAACGGUACAUUCUACGUCAAGGCUGCGCUCAGCCCGGACGGCCAAUACCUAAUCAGUGGAUCCAGCGACGAACAGUGCUACAUCUGGAAUGUGGACAACCCGAAGCCACUGGUGAAGCUUUUGGGCCAUGCGGCCGAGGUGACCAGCGUCGCGUGGAUGCAGAACGAUCGGGAUGUACGCAUCGUGACCUGUUCGGACGAUGCACGACACAAGGUGUGGCGUCUCGGGCCAGCGGAUAUGGAUUUUGACACUCAACAGCAGCUACGGGGUUCUGCCGAGUACUGCGAUUCCUAUCGAACGGAGAAGGUAGAAAAGGAGCGCUUAAAAUCGCUUGCAUUCACACCUCGCUCGGUGCGGGGACUCGUGCGACGUAAUGAAACAACUCCGGGCACAAUGGACGAACCCACUAGGACACCGAAAACCUCAGGGUUGGCCACGGCCGGCCUCCCUAGAGGAUCCGCCGGUGGUCCGGAGAGAACUAAAAGAACAUUCACCGCAAUGUCACAGGACGGGGAGGAGGGCGCCACGGCAGCCAAUGCCGAUCGUAGCCAAUGCCCACCAGUGAAGCGACCCUAUCGGGAGGAGUGCCGAGGUCGACGGUUGUUCAGUCCGGCCAACUCCAAAUCGGCAUUUAGCUUUACGGCACUCGAGAUCGCAUCGAGCUCGUCGAACUCGCGCAGUCUGAAUGUUAUUCUGGAGGCGAGCGACGAGCAAGCGUUUGGUCUUUCACCAUGCAAAUCUCCGCUCGGUACGGCCGAUCUCAACACACGCCCGACGGAUCGUGACGAUCGAACGCUAGGAGGUACCUCGUCCUGUUCCCUUUCGUUACGAUGCGCUUCCCCAACGUUGAACAUAAACCUACCAAACUUCGUCAUCGACGGUGAGGCACCACAUCUAGUCAACGUGAUUGCCGCGUGCGGUAGCUUGGAGGAAUCGUACGGCAUCGCCGGUAGCAACGGAACUGGUGCCGGUGGGUCAGCAAAGCGUAAGCUCAAAGAAAACAUCGACUGGUUGACAAAGAUCCGCAAGCAGAAGCUACAACAGGCGGCCAAAAGUAUCGAGCACGGAAAUGGGACGACACUGCUGGACCGUAGCGUCCUGGAUGGACCGAUCAUGGAGGAGUCUGUUUCACUGCUACUUUCGCCACGUCUUCAGCAGUUGAAAACGUGUGACGAUGGUGGUGGUGGUGGAGCGGAUCAGCAGCAUCACCAAACUGUUAAUAAUGCCACCAUCAGUGUGACGAAUACACCUACGACGCCACGUGGAAGACUAAGCUCAAGAUCUAGCAUCGACUGCACGACACUGGGAACGUCGCAAAGCGCCAGCGUACUACCUACGGAACCUCGCCGGACACCAAGAAGUCGCCGCAAUUCAAUGAGUGGCGUUGGGCCGGGUUUGCAUCCGACGACACCGGAAUCGGCAUCCAUUAGACGAUUUCUAACAGUCACAACGCCUACUAGUCGAGCGAAUGCGCAAGCGACAAAUUGACGAUUUGGAUAAGUGGAGUGGCGGAAAGCCUGCAUCAUCCCAAGAAAGGUACCUAGUUCGUUUCUAUUGACCGACCGGCAUAUAGGGUAUUGUUACACACGUUUUGUUCGAAACUGUUCGAAAGCCUCCAGCCUUCGUACGGGAUAAUUUGACUAACCACAAAAUACCUCUUGAUAAAAAAGAUUUUAACUAAAUAAGAAUAGGAUUAAGGUGUAUUGAGGUCAAUGAUUUAACAAAUAGCCUAGUGGCCCCGUUUGACUGGGGUGGAAGUUUUACGUUUGGAUGAAUUGGAGCACAAAAGUACCAUUGAAAAAACAUUAUUUGCGAAGUAUACGAGCUCUCGAAGAAAUCUUCCCCAGUUUUGCAGUACCUUUAGUGGGUUGCUUUUAAUUAAAAAAAAAAACGUGUUGUUUUUACCAUGAUCUACUUAUAUCAAACCAUCGAAAUACUUUCGAAAUUUAUUCUGCCUAUUAAUUGACAGUUUCCUCGUGGCCUUGAGCAGUAUAUAGACAAAUCAUACUACAAAUAUCCUUUACUCGCUAAAAAUUGUGUUUCAUGUUGUAUGAAAUUGUAGUUUCUCAUAUAUUCUUAACAUUCACGAAAUGAUUGAGGGUCAGACCACGCGUGAAUUUAUCGAAUCGGUUGCUAAUAUACGAAUUAUUCGCUAUUGUUUCCUUGCCUGUACGUAUGGGCAUAGACAUACAUAAUUUUGUGUUGAAGAAAAUUCAUUCAACACUGUACAGAGAAUAAAGGCACCAAACGCUUCCUGAAAGACCUUAA